GGGGUGGGGGCGGGAGCCGAGGCUUUGCAGGGGACCAGGAGGGAGCCUGUGUCCUUCUCUAUGGCGAGGCAGGGGGAGAGGAGGCUCCCGGGGACUGGCUCGGAGGAGCGGUCCAGCAUGUUCUCCCGGCAGCACGACUGCCCUGCCGGAGCCAGCGGAGGGGUAGUACCUGGUGGGGACUGAGAGUUAGCUGGGUUCUCCGGGCCUUUUCGGUCUCCUGCCUCCUUUUUAUGUCGGUGCAAGAAGAGACCUGAGCAGGGAUUGCCCACAUGGCGGAGAAGUGGCAGGCAGGAGCUCCCCAACAACCAGAAAGUGGAGCACGGCUGGAAAUGAGGUUCCCAACUGGAAGUCACAGUCUGAGUUUGGAGGAGGGAGGGUGCCACUUCAGUGAUGUUGUAGACACUUUCACCCAAGGCUUUCCAUGUGCUCUCACCCCUACUGUUCCCAACAAGACUGUGGACUUGUUUGAGAUGAUUGAAAAAAUGCAGGGGAGUCGUCUGGAUGAACAAAGAUGUUCUCUUCCAGCUCCUCUCAAGACAGAAGAGGAAUAUAUUCCUUACCCCAGUAUCCAUGAGGUGUUACAGAAAGGGUGGCCAUAUCCCCUCAUUAUCUUACCCCAGUUUGGGGGCUACUGGAUUGAAGGGACCAGCCACAACCUCUCCAGCUUGAGUCCAGCUUUGUCUGAUGUGCCCUUUCCCUGGAGUGGUAAAGUGAAACUGGAAAGUGACCCCACAGCCAAGCUGUACCGCAAACAUUUCCUGGGCAAGGAGCACCAGAACUUCUACUCCAGUGACGUGUCCCUGGGCUGCCUGGUGCUUUCUGUGAAGUAUGAACAGAUCGAGAAGCAGGAGAGUCUGCGUCUUCUGCUGAGGACUCGGACUGGCACCAAACAUGACCUGAUCCCCAUUUCCUGUCUGAAUGAGUUUCCCAAUGCUGUCCAGAUGGCAAAGCUUCUGUGUGAGGAUGUGAAUGUGGAACGCUUCUUUCCUGUCCUCUACCCCAAGGCUUCACAGCUUAUUGUGGCAUUUGAUGAGCAUGUCAUAAGCAAUAACUUCAAAUUUGGGGUCAUCUACCAGAAACCUGGACAGACGACCGAAGAAGAAGUCUUCAGUAACACAGAAGAGAGUCUGGGGUUCCUGGAGUUCCUGGAUUUCCUUGGUGACAAGGUUCUGCUGCAGGAUUUCCAUGGAUUCCGGGGAGGCUUGGAUGUUACCAGAGGUCAAACGGGCACUGAGUCAGUCUAUACAAAUUUCCAGGGCAAGGAGAUAAUGUUUCACGUGUCUACAAAGCUGCCCUUCACAGAGGGAGAUUCCCAGCAGCUUCAGCGGAAGCGUCACAUCGGGAACGAUAUUGUGGCCAUCAUCUUCCAAGAUGAAAGCACACCUUUUGUCCCUGAUAUGAUUGCCUCUAAUUUCCUGCAUGCCUAUGUGGUAGUUCAGCUGACUCAUGGUGCCACUGGGGACACUUUUUACAAGGUUUCAGUCACAGCCCGGGAUGAUGUCCCCUUCUUUGGACCCCCUUUGCCAAAUCCAGCCAUAUUUAGAAAGAGUGCAGAGUUCCGUGAAUUCCUCCUGGUCAAGCUCAUCAACGCUGAGUACAGCUGCUAUCGAGCUGAGAAAUUUGCUAAAUUAGAGGAAAGAACCCGAAGUGCCCUUCUGGAGAGCCUAUUUGAAGAGCUGCAGCUUCGCAGCCGCAGGAUGAUGGGGUUACCCACGGGAGAGGAUGACAAGAUAGAGAACGGCAGCGGGGGCUUCCUUGAGAAUUUCAAGCGGGUGAUCAGAGGUCGCAGCCAGAGCCUGGAUGCCAUGGGGAUAUCCCUGAGGAAGCAGCAGCCAGCCACACUGCCCGGCCGCCCAGCUCCAGCUGGCCUUGCCCUCAGCCAGAGCGUCGCCGAGGGCCCUAAGGCCGUUGCUGCGUCUUUUGCCUUGCCUGGUAGGAGCCCAUCACGAUCUCGAGCCAGCCACUUCCAUGGGCGACGGAGCAGUGCCAUUGGCAUUGAGAACAUACAGGAGGAAAAGAGCAGAAACACUUCAGAGAGAAUACAGAAGAUGCUGGACACUCCAGGAACUUUAUCUGACCUGAAGUCUGAUGGAUCAUCAAGUCCCAGCUCCCCAGAGUUCCCCAUCAGGAAGAACAAACACAUCUGAGUGGGGUCAUCAACCCAAUCAGAAGUGGAUCAGAUGCUACUCAGUCAUUGGUUACCUCACUGAAGAUACUGGCAAGACUUUUGGGGUGAAAUGAGUCCUGGCCAAGAUGAGCAUGAACUUACUUAGAGGACCUCAAGGACUGUUAUAAGACUAAGUGGCACCCAGUUAAUGCUUCACUGGCAGUUCCUGGAACAGGGACCCUUAGAAAGGGUGAUGGACAGAUAGCUCCUAUUGGAACAUUUUGGCUCUAUGCCCUUCCCAUUGCCCAACUGGCAGCCACUAAACCAGCCUCUACCUCCCUUUCUCUUCUCCCAUCAUCUGAAGAAGAAGAAAACAGGUUGGCCUGCAGAAGGCAGGAACA
Messenger RNA from Dryobates pubescens (Downy woodpecker), 2508 nucleotides. RefSeq names its product rap1 GTPase-activating protein 1. Gene Ontology annotation, cellular component: cytoplasm. The transcript has 21 exons. NCBI's taxonomy places the organism in Eukaryota, Metazoa, Chordata, Aves, Piciformes, Picidae. Bases 270 to 2147 code for a protein of 625 amino acids. Gene Ontology annotation, biological process: regulation of small GTPase mediated signal transduction; activation of GTPase activity. Gene Ontology annotation, molecular function: GTPase activator activity. The record is from RefSeq and is a predicted model, not a curated record.